UGAGGCCGCGGGCCCGGCCCGGGCGGCUGCAAUAUGGCGGAGGCGGAGGGAGAGAGCCUGGAGUCCUGGCUGAAUAAAGCCACCAAUCCUUCCAACCGCCAGGAGGACUGGGAAUAUAUCAUUGGCUUCUGUGAUCAGAUCAACAAAGAGCUUGAAGGGCCGCAGAUAGCUGUCCGGCUGCUGGCCCACAAGAUCCAGUCUCCGCAGGAAUGGGAGGCGCUCCAGGCCCUGACGGUGCUGGAGGCGUGCAUGAAGAACUGCGGGCGGCGGUUUCACAACGAAGUGGGGAAGUUCCGGUUUUUGAAUGAGCUCAUCAAAGUGGUCUCUCCGAAGUACCUGGGGGACCGAGUGUCUGAGAAAGUGAAGACCAAGGUUAUCGAGCUGCUUUAUAGCUGGACGUUGGCCCUGCCCGAAGAAUCAAAGAUCAAGGAUGCCUACCACAUGUUGAAGAGACAGGGCGUAGUGCAGUCUGACCCACCGAUCCCCGUCGACAGGACACUGAUCCCCUCUCCACCACCUCGUCCCAAGAACCCUGUUUUUGACGAUGAGGAGAAAUCCAAGCUUUUAGCCAAGUUGUUGAAAAGCAAAAACCCAGAUGACCUUCAGGAGGCCAACAAACUCAUCAAGUCCAUGGUGAAAGAAGACGAGGCGCGGAUCCAGAAGGUGACCAAGCGUCUGCACACUUUAGAGGAGGUUAAUAACAACGUGAAGCUGCUCAGUGAGAUGCUGCUUCAUUACAGCAAAGAGGAUUCUUCAGAGGCAGAUAAAGAGCUCAUGAAGGAACUGUUUGAUCGGUGCGAGAGUAAGAGGCGGACGUUAUUCAAACUGGCCAGUGAGACAGAGGACAAUGACAAUAGUUUGGGGGACAUCCUGCAGGCCAGUGACAACCUCUCCCGGGUCAUCAACUCAUAUAAAACAAUCGUUGAGGGGCAGAUCAUCAAUGGUGAGGUGGCCACCUCAGCCCUGCCUGAAGGAAACCACCACUCGAGUAACCAGGGCGCACUCAUCGACCUGGCGGAGCUGGACGUACCAAGCAGCUCAUCCCCAGUGUUGGUCCCGGCCCCCACCGCACCCUCGGGCAUCCCUAUCCUCCCUCCGCCCCCCCAGGCCUCCGGGCCCGGGUGCAGCCACUCCUCCAGCCAGGCCGAGGCCCCCACAGGGCCCAACAACGCAAGUGGCUCCCUCUGCUUGCUGGAUGAGGAGCUUCUCUGCUUGGGCCUCGCAGACCCAGCCCCCACCGCUCCUCCCAAAGAGGCAGCUGGAAACGGCCAGUGGCCCCUGUCCCAGAACGAGCAGUCGGACCUGGACUUCUUCAGCCCCACAUCGGGGACUGCGGUCCGUAGCCCCUCGGACGGGCCUGCCCUCCAGCCCUCAGCAGCCCCUGCCGGCAGCGCGCAGGCCCCACUGCCGCCCCCUUUCCCAGCUCCUGCGGCCCCAGCCAGUGCUUCUGCCCAGAAAGCAGCCUUUUUGUUCCCCGCUGGACUACCCCCAGCUUCAGCCCCAAAGGCCGAGCCCACAGCUCCUGGGUACCAUGGUUCGGCUUUGGGCGACAGCACCCUGCAGAAGCUGGAUGCCCUCGAUCAGCUGCUAGAAGAAGCCAAAGCGACCUCUGGCCUCGUGAAGCCUGUCGCCUCCAGCUUCUUCCCCACGGCCUCCACCCCUCCUCUGAUCCCCACCAGCUCCUCGCCUAGGCCUUUCCUGCCAUUCGCCACGGGGCCUGGCAGCCCUCUCUUCCAGUCACCUGCCUACCCGUCGCAGGGGAGCCCCGGGAAGGGGCCUGAGCUCUCCCUGGCCAGUGUCCAUGUUCCCCUGGAAUCUAUCAAGCCCAGCAGCGCCCUUCCCGUGACCGCCUACGAUAAAAACGGCUUCCGCAUCCUCUUCCACUUUGCCAAGGAGUGCCCGCCAGGGCGGCCCGACGUGCUGGUGGUGGUCGUGUCCAUGCUGAACACCGCGCCCCUGCCCAUCAAGAGCAUCGUGCUGCAGGCUGCGGUGCCCAAGUCAAUGAAAGUGAAGCUGCAGCCACCGUCUGGGACAGAACUCUCUCCAUUUAGCCCCAUCCAGCCGCCUGCUGCUAUCACCCAGGUCAUGCUCCUGGCCAAUCCCCUGAAGGAGAAGGCAAGGCUUCGGUAUAGGCUGACCUUCGCCCUGGGGGAGCAGCUGAGCACGGAGGUGGGUGAGGUGGACCAGUUCCCUCCUGUGGAGCAGUGGGGGAACCUAUGACCCCAGAGGACACUGUCAUCUCCACUUUGAAGCCCAGGCAGGUCCUGAGACAGGAGGGCUCUCGGAGUCCAGUCAGUCGUGCCCUGACCGCAGUGCUCUGAGCUUCGGCACGGGGCGGGGGCCCUGGGUGUUGCUGCCGGUGGUUGAGCUGCUGCUGUGAUGGUCUCCUCUCUUUUGGCCCCUUAAAAGGACCCAUUUUUAUCUACCUGUGUGACUUGAAGUGGCCGUGCACUGUGGGGUGGUGGGUUGUGGCCCCGGACCCUGCACCAUCCCCUGGGAACACGGGCCCAAGGCUUGAGUAGGUUUCCCCUCAUGCUCGUGUCCCCCAGAGCCACAAGGGAGGAGGUCUCCGAAGAGAUGGGGUGCCCUCAAGGACCAUGUCCUCGCCCCUGCUGGCAGGCUGCUGCUCCUGCCUCCAGGAAGGGGGCAGAGCCCAGGGGUCCCCCACAGGCCUGGGCACAGCCAAAGGAGUUGGUGCGCUGUCUUCCCCAGGCAGUGCCGGCCGGAGGGCCACUGGAUGAUAAGUGUGUGCUUGUCCCUGGUGGUGGCAGGCUGUGUCCUAUGGACAUCUCAGCAGGACCUGGAACUCAGCCUAUUAGAAACAAAACUGGGCCUCACAGCAGCCUAACAGAGGCUGGGCAAGAACGUGGAAGAGAACCAGCGUCUCCCCUUCUUGGGAAGCAGGGACCCAGAGCUUCCUGGGAAACCGUGUGCCUCACUGUGGGAACAGGCCGGCCUACUCACUACCUCUUGCUUGGCAUGAAGUUAACUGCUGUCUUGCCCUUGGAGUCUCUGAAGGGAGGGCACCCCCUGCCUUGGCACCCCUCUGCCCUGCCCCCCAUGAUGGGCUGUGGAAUGGUAAGCAGUCAGGCUGGCAUGAGGCCUCGGGGCAGGCAUCUUGCACUCGGCUUAGCUGCUGCCCAGCUGCUGAAGGGCGCUGUCAGCGAGAUGUUGGGUCUGGAGGUGGUGAGAUUGGGGCUGUGCUUGCAUUGAGUCACCAGACCCUAUUGCUUCAACAGCGCUUGCCCCCGCUUGCUUGUGUCUGACUCCAGGCCUCCCGGGGCAGCGGGACUGAGCACCGCCGGCUGGGGAAGGGGUGCGCAGCGCACAGGAGCCCAGCUGGACAGGCUCAGAGCCUUCUGCAGGGGAAGGUGGCACAAGCCUUGUUCCCUGGCCCCUCUCUGCUCCUUGCCAGGCUUCAUGCCUUUAUCUGGAGGUUGCCUUCCUCUUCCCUCCCAUCUUUAGCAAGCAGGUUUCACUGCUUCAUUAGGACAGGUCAAAAGUGAAUUGAUUUCACUACAUAAGGAAUAAUCCAAAAGCCUUCCAGAGACCGGCUGCCGCAGCCCUGGAAAAGUCUAUGGGAUUACUACAUGGAAACGUACCUUUAUAAUAAGCUUUAGACAUUAAAAUUAUUUAUGAGUGUUACUGUUGAGGUCACUGUUUUGUGACAAUUAUAUCGGACAUACCAACUCUGCUGCUCUUAUUUUGCUGCAUGUUAAAUAAAGUCAUUUUCACCCACUUGGAAUCUAAUAGACACCAUUUGCCCCACGAGGUGGGAGAAGCGUCACUUACAAAUUCCAAAUGUAGACAGCACCUAUAUUUUUGUUAAGUGCAGGUUCCUGGACCUUUUCCUUUUUUAGAGGAGAUAACAGGAGAGUCAACAGAUCAGUGUUACAGGUGACUAAGGUGAGGUCAGCUUUCAGAAGCACAAGCAAACGCCUCAGGGCUCCUGUCUGCUUUCGAUUACAGGCAGGCGGCCACUGCACUCACCGUUUACUUGUGGGGGCCCCUUUUCUUCUAAGGAGAAAAGGAUGUUCCACAUCAAAGGACAUGACAAGCAUUUUCUUAUUUUUACCACAUCAGGUUCACUGGGGAGGUAGAUAAAAACUUUCUAGCUAAAAUCUGUAGGAACUUGGAAAACAUUUAUUCUUCUAAAAACAUAUAUACAUCGCCAUACGAAGAUGCCAUGCUGUAGC
This is a messenger RNA of Pteronotus mesoamericanus, 4196 nucleotides long. RefSeq names its product golgi associated, gamma adaptin ear containing, ARF binding protein 3 (gene GGA3). The record is from RefSeq and is a predicted model, not a curated record. Gene Ontology annotation, biological process: Golgi to plasma membrane transport; intracellular protein transport; protein localization to cell surface. NCBI's taxonomy places the organism in Eukaryota, Metazoa, Chordata, Mammalia, Chiroptera, Mormoopidae. Gene Ontology annotation, cellular component: trans-Golgi network. The transcript has 17 exons. The coding region runs from base 34 to 2220 and encodes 728 amino acids. Gene Ontology annotation, molecular function: phosphatidylinositol binding; small GTPase binding; ubiquitin binding.